Lecanosticta acicola is the source of this 1311-nucleotide messenger RNA. The record is from the annotation of a GenBank genome assembly. Lineage: Eukaryota; Fungi; Ascomycota; Dothideomycetes; Mycosphaerellales; Mycosphaerellaceae.
AUGGCCGAUUCCUCGAGCACCGCUCCAGCGACGCACUCGCAGCCAUCUCGCAAAGGCAAAAAGGCUUGGCGCAAGAAUGUCGACAUCUCCGAAGUCCAGCAAGGCCUCGACACAGUCCGCGACGAAGUGAUCAAAGGCGGUGUCAUUGCAGAAAAGGAUGCCGACCAGCUCUUUGCGACCGACCUACAAGGCGACGCCGAAAUUGAGAAGAAGCAUCGGCCUAAGAAGCUUCUGAAGGCAGACGAGAUCUUGGCGCAGAGAAGUGCAGUUCCUGGAUUGGAGGGACGGAAGAGGAAAGCUGCAGAUACCGAUGUCGCGAUCCCUGGGAAGAAGCAGAAGAAUGGCGAAUAUGUGUCACAUCGAGAGCUGCAAAGGCUGCGGAACGUUGCGGAUGGUGCCAGUGUGGGACGCCUGGCGGAUGAUGGAGUAGAGUAUGAUCCUUGGGGAGAGCCCGAGAAGACCGAAUAUGAGCAGUACGACUUUCUGGAAGCACCAAAGGACAGGACCCUGCCGAAAACACUGAAGCAAGCACCGGUACCUUUGACAGUCGACGGACGUCCGCUUGCACACGUACGAAAACCGGAAGCAGGCAAGUCGUACAAUCCUUUGGUCGACGACUGGUCCGCCUUGCUUCAGCGAGAAGGUGCCGAGGCUGUAGAAGCAGAGAAAAAGCGCCUUGCUGCAGAAGCCGAAAUUGCAGAACGGGAACGAAGGGCCGAAGAGGAAGCUGCCAAGGUUGAGAAACAAGAAAAGGAAGAAUACGCCACUGAUUACGAGAGUGCGUGGGAGAGCGAGUGGGAUGGCAUUCAUUCUGAGGCUGAACAAGAGGGCCAUACGCAGAAGCAGCAGAAACGAAAAACACCCGCGGAACGGAACAAAGUCAAAGCACGCAAGGAACGCGAGGCGAGGGAGAAGUGGGAGCGGAAGCAGAAGGAGCGGGAGGCGCAAGAGGCGCGCAUCAAGCAGAUUGCCAAGGAGGUGUCCGCAAAAGACAAGCAGCUUCGGCCUGGGAUGCAACAGUCCGCGGCAGACUUUUCGUCCGACUCAGACGAGAACGAACAUCAGACACGUCUACAGAAGAGGCGGUUCGGCAAGCUGCCAAUACCGGAGGCGCCUGUGGAGGUCACGUUGCCGGAAGACCUGCAGGACUCACUACGAAGACUGAAGCCGGAAGGGAAUUUGCUGACCGACCGGUAUCGAAACUUGCUUAUCAACGGCAAGCUCGAGGUGAGGAAGAAGUUGGGACAGGUCAAGAAGAAGCAGACCUUCCGCGCGGAGAAGUGGACCUACAAGGACUGGAAGCUCAAAUAA